Molecule: messenger RNA, 954 nt
Organism: Arabidopsis thaliana (thale cress)
Lineage: Eukaryota; Viridiplantae; Streptophyta; Magnoliopsida; Brassicales; Brassicaceae
Product: alpha/beta-Hydrolases superfamily protein
Exons: 7
Coding region: 1-954 (317 amino acids)
Source: RefSeq, marked reviewed
AUGGAGAAAGGUUUGAAGCGAUCUUGUGUUAUGGUGGUGGUUGCAUUCUUAGCCAAGGUUGAUAUCUCAGUUUCAGUUCCGUUCAUAAUGCUUCACGGAAUCGCAUCUCAAUGUUCUGAUGAUACAAAUGCUAACUUCACACAGCUUCUCACUAACCUCUCUGGCUCUCCUGGCUUUUGCUUAGAAAUUGGAAAUGGAGUAAUAAAUUCAAUGUUCUUGCCACUUACACAACAAGCAGAAAUAGCAUGUGAGAAUGUGAAGGAAAUGAAAGAGUUGAGUCAAGGAUACAACAUUGUUGGAAGAUCUCAGGGGAACCUAGUGGCUCGAGGCUUGAUCGAGUUCUGCGACGGUGGACCUCCUGUUUUCAACUAUAUAUCCUUAGCUGGUCCUCAUGCUGGCAUUUCUUCUCUUCCUAGGGGUCUUUGUGGUUUAACGUCCGAUCCAGCAUGUAAGAAAUUUAAUGAGUUGAUCAAGGGAGCUCUCUAUAGCGAGACCAUUCAAGAUCAUCUUGCUCCUAGUGGUUACUACAAAAUCCCUAAUGAUAUGAAACAGUACUUGGAAAGAUCUAAGUAUCUACCUAAGCUUAACAACGAGAUACCAAACCAAAGAAACCAAACUUACAAAGACCGUUUCACCAGUUUACACAACCUGGUUCUUGUCAAGUUUCAGGACGAUGAGGUUAUUACUCCAAAUGAUUCAACUUGGUUUGGGUUUUAUCCGGAUGGUGAGUUCGAAACUCUUCUCUCUGCUAACCAGACAAAGCUCUAUACAGAGGAUUGGAUCGGUCUGAAAACAUUGGAUGAUGCUGGAAAAGUGAAGUUUGUGAGUGUACCCGGUGGACAUGUCAGAAUGGCAGAAGAAGAUGUCGUCAAAUACGUUGUACCUUAUCUCCAGAACCAACAGCCUGCCGCACAAAGCUUCAACCGCAAGACCAAGGAGCCCUUGCAUCCUUAA